Molecule: messenger RNA, 1476 nt
Organism: Peniophora sp. CBMAI 1063
Lineage: Eukaryota; Fungi; Basidiomycota; Agaricomycetes; Russulales; Peniophoraceae
Source: the annotation of a GenBank genome assembly
AUGUCUGGAACUGGUGCACCCAUCUCGGCUCCCACGGUCAAGUCGAUGUUCGCCAGCGGCGUCGACGCGAUCCCACUCGACGAGGUCCCGCAUCUUUACGGCGGUGAGACAGCUCCCGCUCCCCUGAACAUCAUCGUCGUUGGCGCCGGCCUCGGUGGUCUUUCGGCCGUGCACACUCUCGCCCAGGGCGGCCACAAGGUGACGCUCCUCGAGGCCGCGCCUAAGCUCGGCGAUGUUGGCGCCGGUAUCCAGGUGUCGCCGAACGCGUCCCGUUUGCUCAUCCGCUGGGGUCUCAAGAGCGCGCUCGAGUCUUCGGCAGUCAAACCCCAUGCCAUUGUCUUCAACCGCUACAACACCGGCGAGCGCGUCGGCUACACCCGCUGGGGCGACCUGAUGGACGAGACAUACGGCGCUCCCUACCUCCACAUCCACCGCGCCGACUACCACGCCAUGCUCCUCCGCCUCGCCAAGGCCGCUCCCGGUGUGACCGUCCGUCUUGGUGCCUUCGUCACCGAUGUUCAGCCCGAUCCGGCUGCUGAGGGUGGCCCGAGCGUUACCCUCGCGAGCGGCGAGGUUCUCCAUGCCGACCUCAUCGUCGGCGCUGACGGUGUCAAGAGCCGCAUCCAGUCGAUCGUCACUGGCCAGCCCCCUGAGGACCCUGAGCCCACCGGCGACUGCGCUUACCGCGCGACGAUUCCCACCGAGCUCCUCCUCAAGGACCCCGAGCUCAAGCCCUUCGUUGACGAGCCCAACAUGAUGGCGUGGAUGGCACCUGGCCGCCACUUGAUGGCGUACAACAUCCGUAGCAUGCAGGAGUACAACAUGGUUCUUCUUCUCCCUGACGACGGUUCCGUUGAGGCGUGGGAUGUUGAGGGUUCUGCGGACAAGAUGCGCGCAGACUUCGGCGACUUUGAGCCUCGUGUCCAGAAGUUGUUGGGCUUCGUCACCUCGACGCUCAAGUGGCGCCUCAUGGGCCGCAAGCCCCUGCCCACCUGGGUGCACCCCGCUGGCCGCGUCGUCUUGCUCGGCGACUCUUGCCACCCCAUGCUUCCGUAUCGUGCUCAGGGUGCCGCCAUGGCCGUUGAGGACGCCGGUGUUCUCGGUGCUCUCCUCCAGAAGGUCUCGCACGUCGACCAGCUCCCCUCGCUCCUCAAGGCGUACCAGGAGCUCCGCUUCGACCGCUGCACUGAGACCCAGCGCUCGUCGCGCCUUAACCGCCACAUCUUCCAUCUCGAGGACGGUCCCGAGCAGGAGGCGCGUGAUGCCAGCAUGCGCGUCGCCAUGGCCGCUGAGUCGGUCUACCCCGCCCCGGCGCGUCUCCCUGAGGGCAGCCUCGAUGGCAACGCCAACCAGUGGGCUGACCGCACCAAGAGCAUCGCGCAGUUCGGCUACGACGCUGACAAGCAGGUUGACGCCUGGUGGGCGGAGCACCGCGAGGAGGUCCUCGCUAUCGGCUCGGAGCAGGCUAAGCUCUAG